CUCAGACACGGAUCUCCCUGGCCCAGGUCAAGAGCUCCCUUCACCUCUCCCAUCACGUUAGUUCUCCCCCUUGGUGAUGUCUUCUUCAGAGGGCAGCUCAGACAUGAAAACUGACCGUGAGUUCCAUGAAGAUGAGUCUGAAUCCCUGCCAGACCUGGAAGCACAAGGCGCCCUGGCAUCAGACCCCAGCCUUUCUUCUGUGGCUUCCACCCACUCUGGUCCAAGAGUCAAAUCUGUAACCUUUAAGAAGUGUAAUAUUCGAGACAGGAACCAGCAAGUUCUGGUUUUGGAAGGCGGGGUCCUCAAGGCAGUCCCAGACAAAGACGUCACAGCCCGAGAGACUUUUUAUAUAUCAGUUUCACACAGAAGAGUUGUGAAACCUACGAACGAGGGAAAGAAUCAUAUUUUUUUGGCUGUCUCGAAAGGCGAGUUCUGUCUCUACUGUGAAAAAGCCAAAGGGCCAAAGCCCCCUUCUUUGCAACUAAAGAAAAAGCACAUCAAAGAACUGAGUUCACUGAAGGCUAAGGAUUGUCUGCCGUUCACUUUCAUCAAGGAACAGGUGGGUUCCUAUUUCACUCUGGAGUCAGCUGCAAACCCAGGAUAUUUUAUCUACACCUCCAACAAACCUGGACAACCUAUAGGAAUGACCAAAGAACUAGGGCAAGAAAGAAACAUUCAUUUUCAAUUUCAAGAGACUAAAAUGGAACUCGACACAGUGCAAGACUGAAUAUACCAACUGACAGUGGCCAGUUUGACAACAGUCACAACCCUCAACUUCUAAUAGCAAUUGGCCCAGAAAGCCAAGCCAAGCCCACUGUGCUCAGUCCUGUCUGGUUCUUCGAGACCUCAUGAACUAUAUAGCAUGCCGGCUCCUCUGUCCAUGGGAUUCGUCAGACAAGAAUACUGGAAAGGGUUGCUAUUUCCUCCUGCAGGGGAUCUUUCCCACCCAGAGAUCAAGCCCAUGUCGUCUACAUCUCCUACGUUACGGUGGAUUCUUUACCCCCUGAGUCAUCGGGGAAUAGUCAAGGAAAAGUCAAUGACUGCCAGCUUCUCUAUUUUGGCACCCACUUCCAACUCAGGACCAAUUAGGAAAAGGCAGCUAUGUUGUCCAAACCAAUCACGAAGAUGCCCCUCCCCCAGCUUCGCCAUGGCAACAAGUCCAAUCAAAGCAUACCUGGAGCCCUCCCUUUCUGCCUGCCCUGAGUCUCUGCCAAAAGCUAUUGACAAUGUCUGACUUCCUUUGAUAUAGCCAGCUCUGAAUAAAUAGGUGCCAUUUCCUCUUGAAUAGUCAAAGGAGGCAAGAAUACUGAAUAUUGAAGAGAGUCUUCAAUAAGCGGUGCUGGGAAAACGGGACAGCUACACAUAAAAACAAUGAAAGUAGAACACUCCCUAACACCAUACACCAAAAUAAACUCAAAAUGGAAUUAAAAUCUAAAUAUAAGGUCAGACACAAUAAAACUCUUUGAGGAAAACAUAGGCAGAACGAUCUUGGACAUAAAUCACAGCAAGAUCUUUUAUGACCCACCUCCUGGAGUAAUGAAAUUAAAAACAACAGCCAAAGAGAGGAGGAGCAAAUAAGAAAAGAUAUCUCCUUGUAAUAUCUCGACUUCAUCAUGGGCUUGGCUUUCACUGUCAUUUGUCCCUUUCAUGUGUAUGGAGUUUGGGCUAUAAAAAUAGGGUGUUACAAAGGCUUAAAUUACAAAGGCUUAAAUAAAUUUCUAGGGAUUGAUGAUU
Cervus elaphus (red deer) is the source of this 1734-nucleotide messenger RNA. Its product is annotated as interleukin-37-like. Bases 77 to 727 code for a protein of 216 amino acids. The transcript is spliced from 6 exons. The record is from RefSeq and is a predicted model, not a curated record. Gene Ontology annotation, cellular component: nucleoplasm. Gene Ontology annotation, molecular function: cytokine activity. Gene Ontology annotation, biological process: positive regulation of gene expression; cellular response to lipopolysaccharide; cytokine-mediated signaling pathway. NCBI's taxonomy places the organism in Eukaryota, Metazoa, Chordata, Mammalia, Artiodactyla, Cervidae.